Messenger RNA from Adineta steineri, 1089 nucleotides. NCBI's taxonomy places the organism in Eukaryota, Metazoa, Rotifera, Eurotatoria, Adinetida, Adinetidae. The record is from the annotation of a GenBank genome assembly.
CCAGUCUACUUUCUGAAGGUAAAAAUCAUGUUUUUUUUAAUUUAUAAUUCAAAUUUUGUUAUAUAAUAUAGAACCAAUAAAUAUUCCAGAAGAUCAAACUGAAACAAAUAAUGAAGAACAUGUUGAAGCAGUACAUGAUCUACAAGCUACAUAUAAUUAUCCAAUAAAAUGUUCAUAUCAAACAAAUUCAAAAAGAUAUUCCGAUACAAGAAAUUCUAUAUCGAUUUUAAAACAGCGUGAAAAUGGGUUAAUUAAUUUUCGACGACAUCCUCAUGCUCGAUAUCGUUUAAUGGAUAGAUUAUUACCGAAAGAGGGCGAAGUAGUAGCAUCAACAACAAGACCAACUUUUUGUGGACAAUUUUCUGAUGAUGGACAAUGUUUUAUUAGCGCUUGUCAAGACAGUUGUAUUCGUCUCUAUGAUACAUCAACAUCCCGAACAUUUAAUCGUCUUGCAGAAAUUGAAGUUGAUGAUGUAGGUUGGUCAAUAUUAGAUACAGCUCUAUCACCUGAUCGAACAAGUAUUGCUUAUUCAACAUGGUCACAUUGCAUUUAUUUGGUAAAAUCGAAUGAAAAUCAACAUCAAUCAAACAUUACAUCAUUACAUUUACAACCACAAACAGAUCGUUUUGCCAUAUUUUCUUUACAAUAUUCUAAUGAUGGUUCAGAAAUUAUUUGUGGUUCAAAUGAUACAUGUGUCUAUAUUUAUGAUCUAGAAAAACAAAAACGAACAUUACGUGUUGAAGCUCAUCAAAAUGAUGUUAAUGCUGUUCGUUUUAUUGAUAAUUCAAAUUCAUUGAUUGUUAGUGGUUCUGAUGAUGGUCUUGUUUUAGUAUGGGAUAGACGAGCAUUAAAUGAAUCACAACCAAAACCAGUUGGAAUAUUUGCCGGGCAUACUAGUGGAAUUACUUUUGUAGAUAGUCGUAUGGAUACAAGAUAUUUAAUAUCCAAUUGUAAAGAUCAAAGUAUUAAAUUAUGGGAUAUGCGUCGUUUUGCUAAUGAUUUAACAGUUCAUAAAAGUCGUAUUGCAUCAAAUGCUAUUAACCGUGUUUGGGAUUAUCGAGUUGGAGCACAACCACAAACACGUAAAAA